AGCAUUUUUAAGCGUUGAAUGUCUUCCGUGAUUAUCAUCACUCAUAUGAAGAUAUCUCUUAUUCUUGCUAUCCUGCUUACCUUGGGUGUUGUCAACGGUGAUGUUCAUGUGGAUGAUACUGGGAGGAUCAUCUCUGACAUGAUGAUGGACAAGCAGGCCGAUAUUGGCAGUCACGUGUCCGGAUUUGACCUCAAACAAGACUCGUAUAGGGACCUUGGGAAUCCAGUUAGCUGUGUUGGUUGCAAAAUCUGCAGGGCAUUCGGGUUUAUUGCGCCUCCUUGUUGGCCUGUAGACGCUGCGUGUGGCACUGAUUGCCAUAAAUGUUGUGAUGGUGACAUUUGAUAUUUUUCGGCUGUUCAACACACCAACUACAUAUUCUUUCUCAUACAUAUUCCGACAUAACUUUUGAACCCAUAUUCAUUCCCUUAGUUUGUAUGUUAGUCGCGUCAGUACGAGAAACUCAUCUGAUGCAAGAGCCAGUUUCCUGACCAGCUGGUCACCACUGGUUUCCUAACAUUGGUUUAGCAUGUCGUUCAAUCUGUUUUGUAUCAACCUAUGUACUCGUUAUAAAACUCACAGGUUUUUCAC
This is a messenger RNA of Perkinsus marinus ATCC 50983, 588 nucleotides long. RefSeq lists its product as hypothetical. The record is from RefSeq and is a predicted model, not a curated record. The coding region runs from base 19 to 342 and encodes 107 amino acids. The transcript has a single exon. NCBI's taxonomy places the organism in Eukaryota, Perkinsozoa, Perkinsida, Perkinsidae.